Spodoptera frugiperda (fall armyworm) is the source of this 4814-nucleotide messenger RNA. It is a transcript of the gene Nbr, whose product is annotated as exonuclease mut-7 homolog. The transcript has a single exon. The record is from RefSeq and is a predicted model, not a curated record. Gene Ontology annotation, biological process: nucleobase-containing compound metabolic process. The coding region runs from base 341 to 2878 and encodes 845 amino acids. NCBI's taxonomy places the organism in Eukaryota, Metazoa, Arthropoda, Insecta, Lepidoptera, Noctuidae. Gene Ontology annotation, molecular function: nucleic acid binding; 3'-5' exonuclease activity.
UAUAACUUAUACCUGUGAAUUGUUACGAUAAACAUGCCCCAUGCCUAAUUGACAUUUGACAGUAUGACAUUACGUUACGUCACGUCACAAUGACAGACUAGACAAAACAUUGUAUUACCCAUAAAAAUACAAAAUAAAGAGAAUAAUGUACCUUCAUUAUUUAUUGUAGGUUCGAGUAAAUUACAUAAAUCAUAGUUAAGAUUGUGCUACCAGUAGUUGUGUUCAAUAGCAUAGGAUAAAGUUUUGUUUUACGAACUAUUCUAAUUUCCCAUGUCAUGAAGAUUGACUCAAGUUGAAAUCAAGAAUUGCGAAAAGUAAUAAGAUCGAGGCAGCAACAAUAAUGGAUAUUAAUAAACUAGUCAGUAAGAACCAAUCCAUCAAAAUAGUUCCCUCCGUAGAAGAUUCAUUGAAGUCCAUAGGCCUGAAUGUUGAUCUUGAUGACAAUUCCAAAAUAUGGCUGGAACAACUAAGACUUACUUGGAAGACAUGGAAAAAGAGUCCAGCAAUCGCAUCUCACAUCGAAACAUUUCUUCAGUGUUCACCAGAACCCUACAGAAUAGCUUUAGUUUUUGUGAUUAAAUGUGACGAUUACAAAGAUUGCAAGCCAAAAACUUUACCAUACUUCAUUGUUGAAACUUUAUUGAAAUGGUCAGAGACAAAUGGUACUGUACCUGAUGACAAUUUGAAAUUGCCUGCCUUCCAUAUAGCUGUCCAACAGAGGAAUAACCAUUUCCUUGGUCUGAUGGUGAAAACAUACAAACUGACUACAAUUAAAGAACAAAUUCUACCUUUUGUGAAAGAUAUGGUUAGUAAAGAUAAUUGCAAGCAAGCUUCUCAAAUAGUAAUAUGCAUGAAUUUAUUUGACGAUAUACCUGUGGAAGACCUGAUAUUUCCCCUGAUACUGCAAGAUAAAUCAAAUUUGAUUGAUGAAUAUCUAAAUGAAUGCCCCAAUCAGGUGAAACCUCUGUUAAUAUUUCUAGAUAAAUUGUUAGACAAAUCAAUUAAUAUUCGAGAUUAUGUACAGAAUUAUACUAUGGAUAAUAAGAUUUCUCAUGUUAGAUAUGAUAAACUCCACUACAAGCCACUUGGAAAACUAGUAGCCCGCCUAUGUAAUAAGUUUAACAUUCCUAUAGAAACAUGUAAGAAUCUCAGUAAGAAUCGAACAACUGGUGGUUUGAGGUACUUGAUACAUCAAAAAUAUCAAGAACACAAUGUGAGUUCAUCAGUGUGGGAGGAUUUAGUGAAAGACUCACUGAAACAAAAUGCUGGCUCUGGCCAAGAAUUCAUUGAAAUGUUGGUUGAGUAUGACCGGAAUGAAGCUUUAAAGUGGGCUUCAUAUUUGAAUAUGGCGGAGAGUGAUUUACCUCUUGCACUGAAAGAAUUGUCUUUAAACGAAGAUUUUGUAGAAGAGAAUUGGGACACCACUGAUAAUGCUUCACAAACUCCUCAAGAGUAUUACAAAUUGGGUUUACAGGAUGAUCAGAUAACAAUCAUAGAUACAGGAGAAAAGUUCUAUGAUCUAAUGAUAUCAGACAUUGUCAAGAGCAGUAUUGUAAGCAUUGAUUGUGAAUGGAAGCCAUCAUUUGGUGCUACACAAUCCCAAGUAGCAUUAAUCCAAAUUGCCACUACCAACAAAGUUCAUCUCAUUGAUACUCUACAGUUGAACAAACCAGAAUAUAUAAGUUUCUGGUACACUUUUCAUAAAUCUUUUCUGGAUAAUGCAGAGAUAAUUAAAGUAGGAUUUGGACUAGAACAAGAUCUGAAAGAAAUAAAAUCAUGUGUGGUUGGAUUGGGAAAUAUUAAAGUACAAGGUGAAGGACUGUUGGAUCUAGGAACACUGUGGAGGAGUCUGCUUAACAAUGGACUUUCAUUACCUGGUACCAGUGCCACUGCAGGGAAUAGCCUCAGUUGCUUAGUACAAAUAUGCUUUGGAUUACCUCUUGAAAAAUCGGAACAGUGUUCUAAUUGGGAACUGAGGCCAUUGAGAAGUACUCAAAUUCAAUAUGCAGCCCUUGAUGCUUAUGUGCUUAUACAAUUGUAUGAAUACCUUCAAAAACUUUGCUUAGAGCAACAAAUAAAUUUUGAGGAAAUAUGCAAUGAUGUAAUGUUAGAAAGUAAGAAGAAAUGCACAAAGAAAGCUAAAGUGGUAGACAGGCUGCAGUCUAGUAUACCAGUGAUACAAUCAAGAUCUGUUCAUGAGGUAAAAUUCUUAGUGGAACCCUUGUUAUCUUAUUUAAUGCCUCAUCUAAGGUAUUGUGGAAUAGACACCAUGGGGAUGCCAUCAACAAUGUUAUGGCAUGAUGUGAUAAAUCUGGCGUCAACAGAAGAACGCCUUGUCCUGUUAUGUAAAUUAAAACAUACACCUUCUGCUAAUUUCCCACAAAGUUCUAUUUUAGAAGUGGGCAAGGAUACCAUUAUACAACAGUUAAGAAAAAUAUUUAAUAGUUACAAUAUAAAAGUUGAACAAGAGAAUCUUUUCACCAUUUGUAUAAAUUGCAACAGUAAAGAUUUGAAGAAGUUAAAUGUAGAUGAUGUUGUAAAAAUGUGUACUGAAUACCAAAGAGUGAUGGUAGCUAACAAUGUGAAUAAUGCGGACAGGUAUGGUGAUGAAGAAGAUGACAUGGCAUAUUUGGACAAUUUUCUUAGUGAUUCCGAUUGUGAUGACUUAGAUUUAUAUCAACCAGUGGUUAAUUCCAAACCGAAUUUAACGACAAGUAAAGGUGUUACAAUUGAAAUACAUAAUGCAAAUGAACUAUCUGCUUCAAACAAAGCUGCGGUUUUAUGUGAAGAAUGUGGUAAGCUAUUUUGGGACGAAGAUAAACACCUAAAACCAGUAGCAGAGGUAGUUGAAAAUUUUAAAAAGCUUAAAAUAUGGUAAGUUUAAUAAGGGUACAAAAUUUAAAAGAGUUACUCUUUUCAUAAUAAUUUAUUCUCAUGUAAAUAGCAUUCAAUUCAAUAUGAUAAUAAAAUCAUAUAAAUAAAUUAAUGUUAAAUAACUGAAAUUAAAGCUGUUGUCUUAUUAUUAUUUGGAAAUGUCACAGCAUUGUAAUAUUUUUUUUAUCAUAUCAAUAAAUUGUUGGGACUUUUUGUAAGUUAAUUUGACCAUAAAUUACUCAUCUAAUUGGUACCAUUGAUACUGUUCAGUUACAGCAUACCACAAUUUAAGUUUAAUUAGAUUAAAUAUGCUUCCUAGCUAUGUUAUCUGUUAUUUACAUAAAAUCAUAGGUACUGCACAUUACUAAAAGUCCCUUACAAUUAAUACAUAUAUACAGCUGUAUAUGACAACAAUUUAUUAUUAGAAAGUAAGUCUAUAUUAGGCAUGCUGUAAACCAUAACAGAUAUAUUUUUAUAAUACAUUAAAAUACCUAGGUAAUGACGAAUAUGAUAUGAAAUAAACAAUACUAAAUUAUAGAACAAAAUGUAUUUUGAAAAUAAUCAACGGCGCUAAGUUUUUGAACUUACAUACAAAUAAAAUCGAAGCAAUAAUUACAUCAUAGUAGCAUAUUACACAAAAGCUUUUUGUAAUGUGUAAAGCAAGCUGAGCCUUUAGUGUUACCAGUAAAGAAUAUUUUUGCAGUAAAUAAUUAUAAGGACAUACUCUAUACAGUUAAAGCCUGAUUCACAAUGUCUGAUUAUGUUUUUGUCUAGAUAUUUAAUUUAAUUUGAAAUAUAUCAAAAUGUGUCUCAGGUUUACAGUAACUUUAUCAGUACUCUUAGUACGAGUUUGCUUUACGUUGAACGAAAAUGAAACGAGAGCGCAUUCGGCGCUCUGAUUGGCCGGUGCGAAUGAACCAACCAAUCACAGCGCCGAACGCGCUCUCGUUUCUAUCUCGCUAAACGUAAGAUAAACUCGUACUAAGCCCUUACGUAUUGUGAAAUCCUUAUUGCUAUAAAGCAGACAAUACUUCUCAGGGUUACUUUGUAAGUAUAUUAUUGUUCAUUUAUUAAACUCAGUCUAUACAACAUGAUCACAAAAUGUUAUGUACUUACAUAAAACAAUAAUGUAGAAAGUGAUUAUAUAGUACUUAUAGCUUGAACUAUGUAUUAGCAUUAAUAUAAAAUUACAAACUAAGAAUAAAAAAAUGACAUGAAAACGUUUGUUAGCUGGAAGCUAUUUAGGUUUAAAAAAAUAUUGCUUUAUCAUAUUUUUAUCUGUUGUUUUAUUUAUGUUGAACACAUUUUUUCGAUAAUUCAUUAUAUUUUUCUAAUAAAUGUAAGUGUGUUAUGUGACCUUGUCGCCUGGUGAACCUAUCAGUGACAUUAUCACUAUUUAGUAUAUUUUUGUUAUUGUUGGUAUAAUUAGAUGUAGGCACUUAUGUCUGUCCAAAGGAGUAGCAAUUAAAUUAAUUGUUAUGUGGACAUUUUGGUCAAAGAAGACCUUACUACAUAGAACGCAAUCAAGGAGUUGAACAUCAUGCUGAAAGGGAAUUAUGUGGUAAAGAAGUACAGAAAUAUAAUCUUUAAAAGUGCAGUGAAAUGUAUAAUGCUAUAAGCUUUCUUGAAUUGCUCUUCUAGACAAAUAACAUGUAAACGCAUGUAGAACAAGUGUAUAGACACUUGAUGUGUGAUUUGACAUGUUCUAUUUCUAUAUAUUUAUUCUACUAGUGUUUAAAUGCCUUCGCCUUUGGGCACUCAGUAAAGCUUUACACCUCCUAAUUGCGUUCUGUGUUGCAAAGUACGCUUAGUAUGUAACCUGUUCAUUUUAUGACUAACAAUGUAAUAUAAGAUUUAGAUUAUUUUAAAAUAUCAUAAUGUAUAAAUGUAUUAUAUUUACCACCGAGAGGUGUCAACAUAUACUUCAGAAUAUAACGGAA